AAGGCCCAACGACGUUUGUCUUACAUCACUGCUCGUAGCCGAGGCGACUGCCCUCGGGAUUGUCGGAAAGACCGCCGUCGACAAACAUUGCCGAACUGUACAGCCUUCCGCUCUUUGCCAUCUCAUCUGGAUGACAGCUCCGGCUUUUGUCGAAGUUGAAACGCCCACAGCUCAGGCUAGUACAAAGACCGACCGCACCAACAAUCAAGAGGCUACAUCGGGGCCCGCAAAGCUUUCCCUCGAGAGCUACGUCUUUCGUGAGAUACCUCUUGUAUAUGAAAAGCUCGUGCGCAGCCCCACGGACACACUCGACUUGGAGCCCGCACCAAUCCCUUCGCUUAUUCCCACCCUCGACCAUAACCCCUCCGUCACAUGCAAGAACACAACCAGGUUCUGCUCAACAAAGAGCUGUUAAAUCGUGUCCUUAUCUAUCUCUCCGGCCGCCUGUUCCACAUGUUUCGCCAGACUGUCUACAUUGUCGUUCACGGCGGAGCAGUUAUGGUUCUUCACCCCUCCCUUUUGUGCCGAGAGAGUACGCGCGAUGUCGACUACAAUCAUAGAUCUUUUCAACUCCAUUGGGCCAAGCACGGCGUCCAGGAUGCUAGUGCGCGGCUAAGCCAGUGCAUUGAAGAGACUGCCAAGGCGUUCGGUCUCGGUGCUGAUUGGAUGAAUGCUCACGCUGAUGUUGCGUUGCCCAUGGCCAGAGGUGCCAGUGGCGAGCUUAUUGACCCUAUCUACAACGAUGCAAUGACGCGGCAGAACAUCGAACUGAACACCGUGUUCACAUCGCAAGGUCUCGUUCUAGUCGCUGUGAGCUGGUCGUGGGCAGUGGCCUUAAAACUCAUCAGGUAUCAGAAAGACGACCCGAACGACAUCGCCGCCAUCUUGAAGCUCGGCACGCACAUGCGGGGCUGUCAAUGGACAGUCGAGUUAUUCGAAAGCUGGCUCAAAAAGCUCUGCAGUGCCAUGCGCUACAAGGACUACCCGCCCUCUGAAACCCACCGGAACCGUAUGAAGAUGCAGGAUGCCAUAAGGCGAGCCCAGCAGCUGGAUUGGGGUUCGGCAGCGACAUCGUACCAGCCUCCGCCGGCUUUGGUUCAUUGUUGGUUCCAGCAGCAGGCAUCUCAGAAGACAACUGGUCUUGCUCGCUUCUCGACGGCAACUGAGGGCAUGAUCGAGCACCAGCGAAUGCUUAAUUCGCAAGAGCGGCUAGAAGCUGCUCGCUUGCGCACUCGCUCAUUCUCCGCGCCUUCAUCUACCCAUGUAUCUUCACAUUCCCGCUCUUCUUCAUCCCACUCGUCAUCCCGAGUGGCCAUGCCCACGGCACCCGUCCCUUCUGUGCCCGUGCACACAGCAACCUCCGCACCCGUCACACCGGUGUAUCACUACUAUUACAACCAUCCUCCUCAACGGCAGCGCCAUAUGUCGGUGUCUGUCGCGCCACAGCCGGCCGCGCCGGUCAUCACCACCGUUCCAUAUAUCUGUAACACCCAGUCGACGUCUCGCCGCUCCAGUCCGGCUAUCCAGCCACCCCCGCCCGCGGCGAUGCCCGGGCACACGAUUUCGCCGACUCGCCUUGAGAAUCUCCCGCCAGGCUUUGUCCCUACUCACUUCAUGCCACGACCGCACCAUCCAACUGUUCACCGUGUUACCAUGGUCGGUUAGCCUUCGUCAUCGCUCUUCACCAGGACUUUAUACCCCGCAUGCAACAUUGCAACUUCAUCUUUCUGUAUUCUUAAUGUGCUUCAUCCCGAUUUCUGGAUAUCGAACUUUCCUUUACUACUAUCUGUUGUCAGGUUAUCAUGCUUUGCUGCUUCAUUUUAUUCGCCGCAUCUCCUUUUAGACCGCACACGCAUCGACGCCUAUCGCUCACGCAUUUAAUGUUUAUUCGCACUGACGAUCUCUCCACGGUUUGCAUAGCCUACAAGUAAAGUUAGGAUAAUGAAUAAUGACCCGUCC
Phanerochaete carnosa HHB-10118-sp is the source of this 1959-nucleotide messenger RNA. RefSeq lists its product as uncharacterized. The transcript has 2 exons. The coding region runs from base 373 to 1665 and encodes 430 amino acids. The record is from RefSeq and is a predicted model, not a curated record. Lineage: Eukaryota; Fungi; Basidiomycota; Agaricomycetes; Polyporales; Phanerochaetaceae.